GCUUUCCCCUCGGGGUCCGCUGCUUGGGCGACGGGCGUGGGGCGCGCUGGGCGGUGAGGCCAUGUGGGGCCCCGGCUGCGCGGCGCUCUGGGUGCUGCUGCUGCUGCAGGUGGGUGUGCAGCAGGCACCUGCGUGCGCCUGGAGACCCCCAGCGGCCUCACCUGGGAGCCCGAGCAGCCGGCGUCCUCCAGGUCCUGCGGAGUGGCCCGCCGGCGUGAAAAAGGGCGAAUAUGACCUGGUGUCUCCCUAUGAGGUCGACUACAGUGGCAACUACGUGUCCCACGAAAUCGCACACCCUCAGAGGAGGAAAAGGGCACUGACCCAGCCUGGAGUGGACUCUCUUCACCUGCGACUGAAAGGCUCCAGGCACGACUUCCACAUGGAAUUGAAGACAUCCAGCCAUCUGGUGGCUCCUGGAUUCAUCGUACAGACACUGGGAAAGGGCGGCAUUAAGUCAGUGCAGGCUUUCCCACCUGAGGAUUUCUGUUUUUAUCAAGGCUCCUUACGAUCCCACAAAAAUUCCUCAGUGGCUCUUUCAACCUGCAAAGGUUUGUCAGGCAUGAUAAGAACACAAGAAGCAGAUUACUUCUUAAAGCCACUUCCUUCCCACCUAGCAGGGCAACUCAAUGACUCUGCCGGGGGUGGGCCUCCUUCCCACAUACUGUACAAGAGAUCCACAGAGCCACAGGCUCCGAGGGGGCGCCAGGCAAUGAUGGUCCAGAGGCAGCGGGAGCUGGAAAAUCACCACCUCUUCUACCACGAAAAUCAAAAUCUGCAAGGUGGCUUUGACCUCGGGCACCCACAAAAGCAGCAUUUCUGUGGAAGACGCAAGAAAUACAUGCCCAAGCCUCCCAGGGAAGACCUUUUCAUCUUGCCUGAUGAGUACAAGUCUUGCUCACGGCACAAGCGCUCUCUUCUGAAGUCCCAUAGGAAUAAAGAACUGAAUGUGGAGACGUUGGUAGUGGUCGACAAAAAGAUGAUGCAAAAUCAUGGCCAUGAAAAUAUCACCACCUAUGUGCUGACAAUACUCAACAUGGUGUCUGCUUUAUUCAAAGAUGGAACAAUAGGAGGAAACAUCAACAUUGCAAUUGUAGGUCUGAUUCUUCUAGAAGAAGAACAGCCAGGGCUUGUGAUAAGCCAUCACGCGGAUCACACCUUAAGUAGCUUCUGCCAGUGGCAGUCUGGUUUGAUGGGGAAAGAUGGAACUCGCCAUGACCAUGCCAUCUUACUCACAGGUCUGGACAUAUGCUCCUGGAAGAAUGAGCCCUGUGAUACUUUGGGAUUUGCGCCCAUAAGUGGAAUGUGUAGUAAAUAUCGCAGCUGUACAAUUAAUGAAGAUACAGGUCUUGGACUGGCUUUCACCAUCGCCCACGAGUCUGGACACAACUUUGGCAUGAUCCAUGAUGGAGAAGGGAACAUGUGCAAAAAGUCUGAGGGCAACAUAAUGUCCCCUACAUUAGCAGGACGCAAUGGGGUCUUCUCCUGGUCACCCUGCAGCCGCCAGUACCUGCAUAAAUUUUUAAGCACUGCCCAAGCGACAUGCCUUGCUGAUCAGCCAAAGCCUGUGAAAGGAUACAAGUACCCUGAGAAACUGCCGGGACAGUUAUACGAUGCAAACACGCAGUGCAAGUGGCAAUUUGGAGAGAAAGCCAAGCUUUGCAUGCUGGAUUUUAAAAAGGAUAUCUGUAAAGCCUUAUGGUGUCAUCGGAUUGGAAGAAAGUGUGAGACUAAAUUUAUGCCAGCAGCAGAAGGCACCAUUUGUGGGCAUGACAUGUGGUGCCGUGGAGGGCAGUGUGUGAAAUAUGGUGAUGAAGGCCCUAAGCCUACCCAUGGCCAUUGGUCAGACUGGUCUCCCUGGUCACCAUGCUCCAGGACCUGCGGAGGAGGGGUGUCCCACAGAGACCGCCUCUGCACUAAUCCCAAACCAUCCCACGGCGGGAAGUUUUGUGAGGGCUCCACUCGCACUCUGAAGCUUUGCAACAGUCAGAAAUGUCCCCACGAUAGUGUUGACUUCCGUGCCAUGCAGUGUGCAGAAUACAACAGCAAACGGUUUCGAGGGUGGCACUACAAGUGGAAGCCUUACACGCAAGUAGAAGAUCAGGACUUAUGCAAACUCUACUGUAUCGCAGAAGGAUUUGAUUUCUUCUUUUCUUUGUCAAAUAAAGUCAAAGAUGGGACUCCAUGCUCGGAGGAUAGCCGUAAUGUUUGUAUAGAUGGGAUUUGUGAGAGAGUUGGAUGUGACAACAUCCUUGGAUCCAGUGCUGUGGAAGACUCUUGCGGUGUAUGCAAGGGGAAUAACUCAGACUGCACGGUGCACAAGGGCCUCUAUGCCAAGCACCACCGCACCAACCAAUAUUAUCAGAUGGUUACCAUUCCUUCUGGAGCCCGGAGUAUUCACAUCUAUGAAAUGAAUGUAUCUACCUCCUACAUUGCUGUGCGCAAUGCCCUCAAAACAUACUACCUGAAUGGACACUGGACCGUGGACUGGCCCGGACGCUACAAGUUUUCAGGCACUGCCUUCAACUACCGACGGUCCCACAGGGAGCCGGAGAGCUUGACUUCUGCGGGGCCAACCAACGAAACACUGAUCGUGGAGCUCCUGCUUCAGGGAAGGAACCCGGGCAUUGCCUGGGAAUACUCGGUGCCUCGGCGGGCCGGUGAGCAGAAGCCCAGUGCCCAGCCCAGCUACACGUGGGUCAUCAUCCGCUCCGAGUGCUCUGUUUCCUGUGGUGGGGGGCAGAUGACCACCCAAGAAGGCUGCUACAGAGACCUGAGGUUUCAAGUAAAUACGUCAUUCUGCAAUCCCAACACCCGGCCUGCCACAGGGGUGGUGCCUUGCAAAGUAUCUGCCUGUCCUCCCAGUUGGUCCGUGGGGAACUGGAGUACCUGCAGCAGGACGUGUGGUGGAGGGACACAGAGCCGAGUGGUCCAGUGCACGCAGCGAGCCCAUUACAGAGCAGAGCGGGUCUCGGCCAGCCUGUGCCCACAGCCUGUCCCUGCCAGCCGACAGGCCUGCCACCCCCAGAGCUGCCCGCCCACUUGGAGUGCUGGACCCUGGGCAGAGUGCUCUCGAACCUGUGGGAAGGGAUGGAGGAAGAGGUCCGUGGCCUGUAAGAGCACCAACCCCUCAGCCAGGGCGCAGCUGCUGCCUGACACCCUCUGCAGCUCAGAGCCCAAGCCCAGGACUCACGAAGCCUGUCCACUUAAGCGCUGCUACAAGCACAAGAAGCUACAGUGGCUUGUGUCUGCCUGGUCCCAGUGCUCUGUUACAUGUGAAGGGGGAACACAGAAACGAUUCUUAAGAUGUGCUGAAAAGUACAUUUCUGGGAAGUACCGGGAGCUGACCUCAAAGAAGUGCUUGCAUUUGCCGCAGCCUGACCUGGAGCUGGAACGUGCCUGCGCCCAGUUCCCCUGCCCCAAGCACCCCUUGUUUGCUGCCACAGGCCCCCCGCGGGCCACCUGGUUUGCCUCGCCCUGGUCUCAGUGCACAGCCAGCUGUGGGGGUGGCGUGCAGACCAGGUCCGUGCAGUGCCUGGCAGGGGGCCGGCCGGCUGUGGGCUGCUUCGUUCACCAGAAGCCUGAAGCCUCCCUGGCCUGCAACACUCAUUUCUGCCCCAUCGCAAAGAAGAAAGAUGCCGUCUGCAGAGACCACCUGCACUGGUGCUCCUUGGUGCCCCAGCACGGGAUGUGCAGCCACCAGUUCUACGGCCAGCAGUGCUGCGAGACUUGCUCCAAAUCCAACCUGUGAGGGUGGGGCCCCCUCCCAGGGGCGGGGAAAUGCCUGUUUUCAGCACCAACGAACUGUCCAGUUCACAUGGGAAUGCAUCCAAAGAAGAUGGAAACUGGAAGAAGAAAAACUGUUAGCUGUUAGGCUCUUUGUGCACAAGCGUGCACGUGUGGGGGUGUGUGGGGUCACCUGUGCACACACAAGCAUAUGGAGUCAUGCUGGGUUGACACCUGGAGGAGGCAGCAGGGCUUGCUCUGCUGAACGGGAGCAGUGCUCCCUGUAUGUGUAUUUCAGCUAUCAAGUCUGAAAGACAGUGGAGCUGAACUUGCUAAAUGCUAAUAAAUGUUUGGUGCUCUGUAAAAAGAAGAAAGGCCACGAAAUUAGGAACAAGUACAAAAUUCUGCUGCUAAGUGUGCCGGCCUUCCUCCCACCUCCGGGGCUCCUCCAGAGGUUAGGAGUAACCAGCUUCUGACCAGGACAAGCAGGCGGCCUGGACAGAUCUGGCUGUGUUCCCAGGGCCCCACUUCAUGCCCUAGCAACAGAGUUUCUCUUUGCAAGGACUUGGUGCUGUGACAAGAGCUGGUGUUGUCUCUAAGGGGCACCUGCCUGCCCCGAGAGGUGGGACUCAGACCUGCUUUCAGAGUUUGCCUCUGGAAACAGGAAAAAUUAAAUUCCUGCUAAGGUGCUGUAUCUCUUACAGACUCGGAUGCUGGGGGAGAGGAUUUUAUAUCUUAGGUUUUCUCUUUCGCAGUUAUUUACAAGUGAGGAUCUCUAUUUAAACUGUUUCUUAGUGCUUUUCAUUGUUAGAUGACAUAAUUACAGGUAAUACCAUGAUUAGUGGAUUGUUGCCUGCACCACAGCCCUGCUGUCCUAGGAAGGGGUAUGGGUGGUUCUCCAAUGAAUAUGCCAACACGAUAACCUUAGAAAUCAGGUUUCAUUUUUGUGCGUUGUGGGUUUUUAAACUGUUUUUCCAUGAACGUUGGCUGUGUUUGUGAGGCCCAUUCAGAGAGAAGGCACUGAUUUCCUGGUGGGAAGCUGCCCCGCAGGCCCCAGCAUCAUCUGUCAGUGCGGGUGCUGCUGUCAUUCUCCCUUCCCGCCACGCAGCUGUGUUCAGA
This is a messenger RNA of Myotis davidii, 4842 nucleotides long. RefSeq names its product ADAM metallopeptidase with thrombospondin type 1 motif 16 (gene ADAMTS16). Bases 62 to 3748 code for a protein of 1228 amino acids. The record is from RefSeq and is a predicted model, not a curated record. Gene Ontology annotation, cellular component: extracellular matrix. Gene Ontology annotation, biological process: extracellular matrix organization; proteolysis. Lineage: Eukaryota; Metazoa; Chordata; Mammalia; Chiroptera; Vespertilionidae. The transcript is spliced from 23 exons. Gene Ontology annotation, molecular function: metalloendopeptidase activity.